AUGCCGCGCACCAUCGCCGCCAACAAUCUUCUCGAGAAGGCGUCGCAGAAUGCCAUCUGCACUGCCUUUGGCAUUAAAAUCUCGCCCGACACAUCCAUAGUACACAUUGCCAAAGCGGCAGGCUAUGAUUCGCUGUUUAUAGAUCUCGAGCAUACCGCUCUAACGAUCAAAGAUGCAAAUCAGCUGUGCAUCACUGCGAUAUCUGCAGGCAUCGUCCCCUUCGUUCGCGUGCCCCAUGAAUGUGGACUGGGAUUCAUGCAAAAAGUGCUUGAUGUAGGCGCCAUGGGAAUCAUCGUACCGCACAUCCAUGGAAUCGAUGAUGCAAGACGCGCCAUUCAAAUCUCAAAGUACCCACCACUGGGUAAACGAUCCAUCAGCGCCGGCUUCCCACACCUCGAGUUUGCCCCUGUCCCCACGUCACAACUCGUGCAGGAGAUGAACGAAUUCGGUUCAACCGUCUUCAUCAUGAUUGAGACGGCCGAUGCGCUCGAGGCGGUCGAAGAUAUCGCCGCACUUCCCGGCUGUGAUGUUCUUCUCGUAGGAUCCAACGAUCUCGCCAGUGAAAUCGGCACACUGGGAGACUGGGAUGCGCCCAAGUUCAUAGAAGCACUGCGGAGAGUGGGCGCGGCGGCAAAAGCACACGGCAAGCUCAUGGGUAUCGCCGGACUAUAUCAUCGACCAGACAUACUGAAGACGGUGAUCAAUGACUUUGGGGCCAAAUGGAUCGUCGGCGCACAAGAUGUAGGACUGCUUUUGCAAGGUGGUCGCGCAAAUUCAGAUCUGCUGCGGAGUCUAGACGAGGGCCGCAAAUAA
Plenodomus lingam JN3 is the source of this 813-nucleotide messenger RNA. RefSeq lists its product as uncharacterized. Gene Ontology annotation, cellular component: cytoplasm. NCBI's taxonomy places the organism in Eukaryota, Fungi, Ascomycota, Dothideomycetes, Pleosporales, Leptosphaeriaceae. The record is from RefSeq and is a predicted model, not a curated record. Gene Ontology annotation, molecular function: aldehyde-lyase activity.